Messenger RNA from Trifolium pratense (red clover), 603 nucleotides. RefSeq names its product paired amphipathic helix protein Sin3-like 4. Gene Ontology annotation, molecular function: transcription corepressor activity. Gene Ontology annotation, biological process: negative regulation of transcription by RNA polymerase II. Bases 1 to 603 code for a protein of 200 amino acids. Lineage: Eukaryota; Viridiplantae; Streptophyta; Magnoliopsida; Fabales; Fabaceae. Gene Ontology annotation, cellular component: chromatin; histone deacetylase complex. The record is from RefSeq and is a predicted model, not a curated record. The transcript is spliced from 5 exons.
AUGGAGAACCGACGUUCUAUGGAACAUUGUAGAAAAGAUGCUUUAGAAUUACUCCUAGAAAUACAGAAUAGAUUUAUUCAACAAAAUAAGAGGGAUAAGUUUGAUGAAUUUAUCAGAUUCUACAUGGCUUAUCAUAAGGAAAAAAGGACUGAUGGUGUGGAUUAUACAGAAAGAUUUAAGGAAAUAUUUAAAGAUAAUAGAGAUUUGCUAUUGAGAUUAAACAACUUCUUGCCAAUUGGAUGUGAAAUCAAACUUCCAUCGGAGGGUGAACAAUCUUGCCCAAAGAAGCAUGUAAAAAUGGAAGAUGCUAUAAAUUUUUUAAAGAAGAUAAAGGCUCGGUUUCAUGGCGUAGACGAUGUUCACAUUUACUAUUCAUUACUUAACGUAUUAAAUAUGUACUAUAAGAAACAACAGUCUUUCACCGACGUCUGCCAAGAGGUUGCUUUUAUUUUCAAAGGUUAUUCCGACAUUCUUGAUGAAUUUACUCAUUUUCUCCCGGAAGCUUAUUCUAAUUAUUUUGCUACUCAAAAUUCUGAUUUCGCUCUAAUUCGUGAAUUCGAGAUUCUUGAUUUCGAUCGAUUGGUGAGAACGUUGGAACCAUGA